GGGACCGCUACUAUUCAUUUGUUCCCGAAGCUUCAUUGGCACAAACAAUUGGCAUCCUCCUAGAAUGAUUUCUAAUUUUCUUCUCAGAACCAGUUCUGAUAAGCUGAUCUCUCAUCCACCAGAACUUGACAACUAUGUCGUGUUUGGCAUCUUGCUUUGCUUCUUUGACCUGCGGUCUUUGCACCUCGGUGGCGUCUGGGAUCAGCAGCCGCUCUGCUAGGCUCGGCUACUGUCUCAUCUUCGGAUUCUCCUUGGUUGUGUCUUGGCUUCUACGAGAAUUCGCGGCUCCCGUCCUCAAGAAUUUCUCAUGGAUAAACAAUUCACAAAAUCACCAUGAUGAAUGGUAUCAAAUGCAAGCAGUGCUUCGCGUUAGCUUGGGGAACUUUGUGUUUUUUGGAUUUCUUUCUCUCCUUAUGAUUGGGGUGAAAUAUCAAAAUGAUAGGCGUGAUUCCUUGCAUCAUGGUGGAUGGGUUUUAAAGUUUGCUGUUUGGGUUGUGCUCCUCAUUCUCAUGUUUUUCCUCCCAAACACCGUCAUUAAUAUUUACGCAAUCAUUUCAAAGUUUGGUGCCGGACUAUUUCUUGUCAUUCAAGUAAUACUUUUAUUGGAUGCCACACUCUCAUGGAAUGAUGCAUGGGUAGCCAAAGAUGAGCAGAAGUGGUAUAUCGCUUUACUAGUUGUAUCUGUUGCAUGCUACCUAGCAACAUAUGCCUUUUCGGGCAUUCUAUUUAUUUGGUUCAAUCCUUCUGGGAAUGACUGUGGAUUGAAUGUAUUCUUCAUAGUUAUGACCAUGAUUCUUGCGUUUGUGUUUGCUGUCAUCGCCUUGCACCCAAGGGUAAAUGGAAGCCUGUUGCCUGCCUCUGUGAUAUCUAUGUACUGUGCUUAUCUGUGCUACACGGGUCUUUCUAGUGAACCUAGAGAUUAUGUGUGCAAUGGCCUCCCGAACAAAUCAAAAGCAGUUACCAUUAGUACCCUAAUUCUUGGGAUGCUUACAACUGUUCUCUCAGUUUUGUAUUCUGCACUUCGUACUGGCUCUUCAACUGCUUUUCUCUCACCACCAUCUUCUCCGAAAUCAGAUAAGAGACCUCUUCUUGGAACUGAGGAAGAUGUGGAGUCUGGUGGUAAAGGCAAAGGAGGAGAAACAGAAGCACGACCGGUGAGUUACUCGUAUUCAUUCUUCCAUCUCAUAUUCACACUGGCCAGCAUGUAUUCCGCCAUGCUUCUGUCCGGGUGGACGAGCAGUUCAGAGAGCUCUGAACUUAUAGACGUGGGUUGGACCUCGGUUUGGGUUCGUAUAUGCACCCAGUGGGUCACUGCUGCUUUAUACAUUUGGUCACUCACCGCUCCUCUCAUCUUCCCUGAUCGUGAAUUCUACUGAAUCUGGUUCAGUUCAUGUGUUAGAUGGAUUCACAGUAUUAGACUAUUAUUCCAUCUCUCCUGUUAAUAUGUGUGGAUGUUCAUAAUGAUUUACCUGGGACAAAUUUAGUGGCUAAGCAGGGUGGUGCUUCUAUGUGUUUUAUCUUUUCCUUGGUGUAUGCGGGAAACUGCUCAUAUCAAAUAGUGCGAGUUUGUGACAGAUGAUAUAUGUGUAACUUAUAAUAAGAGGUUGCUUGACAAAUGUUGUGGCUUAUGAAGUUUUUGUUGGUUACUAAGAUUUGUUUUGACAAAAUCUAUUAUUAAUUUUCACUUUAGUUAAUUA
Cuscuta europaea is the source of this 1697-nucleotide messenger RNA. NCBI's taxonomy places the organism in Eukaryota, Viridiplantae, Streptophyta, Magnoliopsida, Solanales, Convolvulaceae. The record is from the annotation of a GenBank genome assembly.